Molecule: messenger RNA, 780 nt
Organism: Pipistrellus nathusii (Nathusius's pipistrelle)
Lineage: Eukaryota; Metazoa; Chordata; Mammalia; Chiroptera; Vespertilionidae
Source: the annotation of a GenBank genome assembly
AUGGCCCGCCCGCCGCUGCGGGGCCGCUGGGCCGGCGACCUCCCGGCGCUGCUGCUGCUGCUGCUGCUCCGGCCGCCGCGGACGCCGGGUACUACAUGCGCUACUCCAACAUCUAUUGAACACGCAAACAUCAAAGUCAAGAGUUAUAACGAGAACUCCAGAGAGCGUUAUAUUUGUAACUCUGGUUUCAAGCGUAAAGCUGGUACGUCCAGCCUAACUAAGUGUCUGCAUAACGAGGACACAAAUAUUACUCAGUGGACAAUUCCCUCUCUCAAAUGCAUCAGAGACCCCUCCCUGACUCGCCAAAGGCCAUCCUCCACAGUAGCGCCAGCAAGGGUGACCCCAGAGGCAGAGAGUCCCUCCCCUUCUGGAAAAGAACCAGCUUUCAUGUCCAAGCCAGACACCAUAGUGGCCACAAAGCCAGCCGUGGUACCGGGCUCCAGGCUGAUGCCAUCCAAACCUCCUGCAGGAACCAUGGGGGUAGUCAGGAAUGAGCCCUCCCAAGCCCCACCUCCCACAACUGCAAAAGCCUUGGAACACACUCCUUCCACCUCCCUCGAGAAGCCAGGUGCACAUUCAUCCAAUUCCACAGUUGCCGCUGUGGCAACACUCUCAUCUGUUACUGUGCUUUGUGGAGCAUUACUUCUGGUAUGUUAUUGUAAAAGAUCAAGGCAAACUUCCCAGACACCCCGUGAUCAAAUGGAAAAUAUGGAAGAUAUCCCAAUGGCUGGGGGAACCAAUGGCCAAGAGGAGGAUACAGAAAGCAGCCACACAGUCUAG